AUACACCUGCACACACGGACACACACACACACACAGGAAUGAGAUGUGGAGUGUUGCUAUGAAGGAGGAGGAUAUACAUGAAGGACAGCACAGCAGAGACAACUGGAACGGCGGAGGGGGAGUCACACACAUUUGGACAAGAACAUGUCUUGAAGAUGAGCUGUCCUCAGGCUGAGUUCGAGGAAAAGGACCGCCCUCCACCAGAGGAAUUAGAGUGUAAGAUCUGUUACCAACGCUACAAUGCACACAACCGCAGGCCUAAGAUCCUGGACUGCCUGCACCGGGUCUGUGCCCGCUGCCUUGCCAAAAUCCUGGACAUCGCUGACGGAGCAGGAUUUAUCUGCUGCCCCUUUUGCCGACAUCAAACCGAGAUCACGGAGUAUGAGGUGUCGGCCCUGCCCGACGAUGCCAACAUCAUGUGCCACAUUGCAAUGCGGGACAAAUCCUGGAGCUCUGAACAAAACAAGGAGGUGGUCCUGACUCCAAAGAGCUUGUCCUCCUCCAGCCCGUCUCAUGAGUCCUCCAACUGCUUGGUCAUCACUAUAAUGGACGUUCAAACGGACUUGCACAACUCCCCAAGCAGAAAUGAUAGCUCUGACAUCUAUGCUGAGCAGAGCCUGGACUCGGUCUCAUUGGGCUCCAAUGGGCUGGCUAAUCAGGACGCCCUGUCCAAGCUCUGCAAUCAUGUUCCACGUAUCCUGGUCUGGCUGCUGGGUUUCUUGUACUUUGGCUCCCUGCCUCUAGGAAUCUACUUGUUAGUGAUCCAGAGAGUGACACUGGGCAUUGUUUGUGUUAGCUUGGUCCCAUCAAGCCUUACUGUUUGCCUGGUCUAUGGGUUCUGCCAGUGUCUGUGCCAGGGCAUGUGUGACUGCUCCUCCAGGGCCUGAGAGGAUGCUGUCCAGUUCCUCGGAUAUGUCGGAGUAAUUCCAUGCGUUUUGUGAAGAUGAUACCCAGUCUUACACAAGCUUUACAAGUCUACGAUCUUUAUGGAAAUAAUGGUCAAGUGAAAGAAUGGCUUAUACUGGUCUAUACUUUUGUUAGGUCUACCGCUGCAACUCAGAAACCAGUUUAGCCAG
This is a messenger RNA of Labrus mixtus (cuckoo wrasse), 1076 nucleotides long. RefSeq lists its product as uncharacterized. The transcript has 2 exons. NCBI's taxonomy places the organism in Eukaryota, Metazoa, Chordata, Actinopteri, Labriformes, Labridae. The record is from RefSeq and is a predicted model, not a curated record. Bases 78 to 887 code for a protein of 269 amino acids.